AUGGACGGCGGCAUAGAAGACAUCUUUGCGUCUUCUUUGAACUUGGAGGAGACCCAUUUCAAAGAGGGUUACGGCGAGGGACACGGAGACGGCCUAAUCGCCGGCAAGGAGGAGGGCCGGCAAGUGGGCCUCAAAACUGGGUUCGAGGUCGGCGAAGAAUUGGGCUUCUACAGAGGCUGCGUGGACGUUUGGAGCUCCGCGGUUCGGGUCGACCCGGACUUCGUCUCGGCCCGAAUCGAGCGGAUGAUUAAGAAGAUGGAUGAGCUGCUCAAGAAGUACCCCAUUUUGGAGCCGGAAAACGAGACAGUCUCGGAUAUGAUGGACUCCCUGAGGCUCAAAUUUAGGGCUAUUUGCGCCAGUCUGAAUGUGAAAAUUGGAGUACGACGGCUACCCGAAAGCUUCUGA
Molecule: messenger RNA, 405 nt
Organism: Striga hermonthica
Lineage: Eukaryota; Viridiplantae; Streptophyta; Magnoliopsida; Lamiales; Orobanchaceae
Source: the annotation of a GenBank genome assembly